AUGGGCAUGAAACACUCCUCCCGCUGCCUGCUCCUAAGGAGGAAAAUGGCGGAGAACGCUGCCGAGAACACCGAGGUGAGCAGUGCCCCCCCGCAGCCCCCUCAGCCCGUCGCCCCACCCAAGCCUGUGCAAUGUGUCCAUCAUGUCUCCACGCAACCCAGCUGCCCAGGACGGGGCAAGAUGUCCAAGCUGCUGAACCCAGAGGAGAUGACCUCGAGAGAUUAUUACUUCGACUCCUACGCUCACUUUGGGAUCCACGAGGAAAUGCUGAAGGAUGAGGUGCGGACACUCACCUACCGGAACUCCAUGUAUCACAACAAGCAUGUGUUCAAGGACAAAGUGGUGCUGGACGUUGGGAGUGGUACCGGGAUCCUUUCCAUGUUUGCUGCCAAAGCAGGGGCCAAGAAGGUGUUUGGGAUUGAAUGUUCCAGUAUUUCUGACUACUCAGAGAAGAUCAUUAAGGCCAACCACUUGGACAACAUCAUCACCAUAUUUAAGGGUAAAGUGGAAGAGGUGGAGCUGCCUGUGGAGAAGGUAGACAUCAUCAUCAGCGAGUGGAUGGGCUACUGUCUGUUCUAUGAGUCAAUGCUCAACACGGUGAUCUUUGCCAGGGACAAGUGGCUGAAACCUGGAGGGCUUAUGUUUCCAGACCGGGCAGCAUUGUACGUGGUAGCAAUUGAAGACAGACAGUACAAGGACUUCAAAAUCCACUGGUGGGAGAAUGUCUAUGGCUUUGAUAUGACCUGUAUCCGGGAUGUCGCCAUGAAGGAGCCCCUGGUGGACAUCGUGGAUCCAAAACAAGUGGUGACCAAUGCCUGUUUAAUAAAGGAAGUGGACAUUUACACGGUGAAGACGGAAGAGCUGUCAUUCACAUCUGCCUUCUGCCUGCAGAUACAGCGAAAUGACUACAUCCACGCCCUGGUCACCUAUUUUAAUAUUGAAUUUACCAAGUGCCACAAGAAAAUGGGGUUUUCCACAGCCCCCGAUGCCCCCUACACCCACUGGAAGCAGACUGUCUUCUACUUGGAAGAUUACCUCACUGUCCGGAGGGGGGAAGAAAUCUAUGGGACCAUAUCCAUGAAGCCAAAUGCCAAAAAUGUGCGAGACCUCGAUUUCACGGUAGAUUUGGAUUUUAAGGGACAGCUGUGUGAAACAUCUGUAUCUAAUGACUACAAAAUGCGUUAGCAUACGUGGGAGGCUGCAGACAGCGAGCAAGAAGAGAAACUCUUACCUCGAUCUGCGGCUCUGUAACAAGGAACACCGUUUGCAGGACUACACUCUCGAAAACCAGAGUUU
Messenger RNA from Prionailurus viverrinus (fishing cat), 1296 nucleotides. RefSeq names its product protein arginine methyltransferase 8 (gene PRMT8). Gene Ontology annotation, molecular function: protein-arginine N-methyltransferase activity. Gene Ontology annotation, biological process: peptidyl-arginine methylation. The coding region runs from base 1 to 1185 and encodes 394 amino acids. The record is from RefSeq and is a predicted model, not a curated record. The transcript has 10 exons. Gene Ontology annotation, cellular component: plasma membrane. Lineage: Eukaryota; Metazoa; Chordata; Mammalia; Carnivora; Felidae.